Molecule: messenger RNA, 2239 nt
Organism: Bombus pascuorum
Lineage: Eukaryota; Metazoa; Arthropoda; Insecta; Hymenoptera; Apidae
Gene: Prps
Product: ribose-phosphate pyrophosphokinase 1
Exons: 8
Coding region: 64-1305 (413 amino acids)
Biological process (GO): purine nucleotide biosynthetic process; 5-phosphoribose 1-diphosphate biosynthetic process; ribonucleoside monophosphate biosynthetic process
Cellular component (GO): cytoplasm; ribose phosphate diphosphokinase complex
Molecular function (GO): magnesium ion binding; ribose phosphate diphosphokinase activity
Source: RefSeq, a predicted model, not a curated record
UAUUGUCACAACAUAAAGAUUGAGACAUUCUAGUGUAAUCUGCCUCUCUAUAAACAUGUGGAAAUGAUAAAUGAAAACAAAUAUUCUUGGGCACAUAGAAUGGAUCUCUCAGAACAACACAAGCGCAAACGAAUAUGUCAGUGCUCACAGAAAUUUAAGGGAAAUGUGAUGCCUGUGUCCCAGCCAGUGCGUGCUAAGAGUUUGUUACGCGCAAACUUAGAAAAUUCUCGCGGGCGACUUUUACAAAGCAGAAUGCCAAACAUCAAAGUCUUUAGUGGCACAUCGCAUCCAGAUUUGGCUCAACGUAUCGUUGACAGACUCGGUAUUGACAUUGGAAAAGUUGUCACGAAGAAAUUUAGUAACCUCGAAACAUGCGUGGAAAUAGGAGAAUCUGUUCGUGGAGAAGAUGUAUACAUUGUACAAAGUGGAAGUGGAGAAGUAAAUGACAACUUGAUGGAAUUAUUGAUUAUGAUCAAUGCAUGUAAAAUUGCUUCUGCAUCUCGAGUAACUGCUGUAAUUCCUUGUUUCCCGUAUGCAAGACAAGAUAAGAAGGAUAAGGGUGGUGAUGGACGUGACAACAGAAAUUCUAAGAAACAAAUUAUCAUGAAGUCAAACGAGUGGAAAUUCAGGGAUUUUGUGCCCGACCUCUCUACAAGUCGUGCGCCUAUUUCAGCAAAGUUAGUAGCAAAUAUGUUGUCAGUAGCAGGAGCUGAUCACAUUAUUACAAUGGAUUUGCAUGCUAGUCAAAUACAAGGAUUUUUUGACAUUCCAGUUGACAACUUAUUUGCUGAACCAGCUGUUUUGAAAUGGAUUAAAGAAAAUAUUAUAGAAUGGCGAAACAGCAUCAUUGUUUCUCCAGAUGCUGGUGGUGCUAAAAGGGUAACAUCUAUUGCUGAUCGAUUAAAUGUUGAAUUUGCUCUUAUACACAAAGAAAGGAAAAAGGCAAAUGAAGUUGCUAGUAUGGUAUUAGUUGGAGAUGUAAAAGACAGAGUUGCUAUUCUAGUAGACGACAUGGCCGACACUUGUGGCACUAUUUGUCAUGCAGCAGAAAAGCUUUUAGAAGCUGGAGCAACAAAAGUAUAUGCCAUUUUAACACAUGGAAUUUUCAGUGGCCCAGCAAUUAGUAGAAUUAACAAUGCAUGUUUUGAAGCUGUGGUAGUAACAAAUACCAUUCCUCAAGAUGGCCAUAUGCAGGAUUGUCCAAAGAUACAGUGUAUCGAUGUAUCAAUGAUGUUCGCUGAGGCUGUAAGGCGGACUCAUAACGGUGAAUCUGUAUCGUACCUGUUUUCAAAUGUACCGUAUUAGAUGAAAAUCUUCCUGAUAAUAUACUCUUUCAAACUAUGUAAGAAGAAUGUAAUCUUUUUACAUCCGUUUAUUGUUAUUCUUAGUUUAGUUUAAACUAAUUUGCCUAUAAAAGAAACUUGGGAUAAGCAUCAAUAUCCCAUUUUUAAUUUGGUAACUAUACAUAUUUUUUUUCGAUAGAAAUGUGUAGAAAGUAAAACAUUAAAUAGCUAAAACGUACUAUAUUGACCAUUUCGGAAAAAAAAAAAUAAGUUAAUAAGUAAUAUAUACAAAAAGAUUGUCACUUAAUAUGCAGAAUACAUCAUUUUCUCAUUUAGGACAUAUAGCUAUUAUAUUGUUUCACUUAAAUUGUAUAAUUUGUUAUUGCUAUAAAAUGUCGUAAUGAUCCUGACAGUUGUGUAAAACUGUAUGAGGACAAAGGGUAUCGUAACGAGUGCAAGUAGCCAUUUAUACGAGAUACAUACAUAUAUGUAUAAUUAAUUACGCCGUAGAGGCAUAUCUCAUUUUUUACAGACAUGUAAAAAUUUGCAAUAUGUAUGUACAAUUUAUCAACUGAUAAGCACGUCAGAAUAAUUAACUUUUACAGCUCUAAUAUGAUGUAUUAUAAUAUUCUAAUACACUGUGGACUACGUUGUAUACAAUAGAAAAAUGAUGUCAAAAAGACAUUGUAUUUUUUUCAAGUAUCUUUUACUACUACAGUUUUUAAAAAUUAAUGAACAAGUCGCUAUUUAUAUGAACAUAUUUCUAUUACCGGAAAAAAUGAUUGCCUCAUUUAAUAGAGGAAAGUGAUUUUAUAGUUAGCUUUGUAUCAAUAUGAUACAAAGAUAUAAAUCAAUAUAAAUACAGCAAUGUUUACAUGCAAAUUUUUCUUAAUUCGAUAAAAGAUGCUACCUGUUGAUGAAUUGGAUAUUAUAUUAAAUAUCUUUAAAAAAUGCAA